Hemicordylus capensis (graceful crag lizard) is the source of this 7926-nucleotide messenger RNA. It is a transcript of the gene GALNT5, whose product is annotated as polypeptide N-acetylgalactosaminyltransferase 5. The record is from RefSeq and is a predicted model, not a curated record. Lineage: Eukaryota; Metazoa; Chordata; Lepidosauria; Squamata; Cordylidae. Gene Ontology annotation, cellular component: Golgi apparatus.
CUGGGUGGAAGAGAGGGGGAGCCCAGUUCCCCAGCUGAUCUGCAGCCUUCCCCCCUCUUUCUCGGGACAGCAGCGUGGAUCAAAGCCGACGCGUCGGCGGCGGCGGCGGAGAAGGGUCGCGCAGGCGAGGCGAGUGGGCCACUUGGCCUGCCGCGUUACGUGUGGAUUAGGUCAUGUCCCGCUCUGGGAUCGCCCGCGCGGAGCCGAGGAGACGUGGACGCCACGCAGGCAAGCAGCAACGGGCGGCAGGCGCGGAGGAGGCUUCCCCCUAGAGCGACAUGCAGACGUGUGGCGGGCGCUAGGGGCUGUGUGUGUGCCCGGCCGCCUCAGUAGGUAAGGAGGAGGCCCCGAGGGGAAGGACGGACGGAAGGAAGGAAGGAAGGAAGUCGGGGGGCUGCCGAGCCGAGGACCCACUCCACUUUCCCCACGAUGAACAAAAUCCGGAAGCUUUUCCGAGGCAGUGGGAGAGCCUUGGCUUUCAUCUUCGCCGCCUCCGUCCUCUGGCUGCUCUUUGACAUGGCAGCUCUCAAGUUUUCAUUCAGUGAGAUCAACACCAAGGUCCUGAGAGAGGAGCUGAUCAGGAAGGAGAGGGAGCGAUUCAGAGGGUGGCGAGUCCACCCAGAGAGUGUCCUCCACAGGUCCAGAGGGGAGCCCCCCCGGCCUCCCCUCAGAGGGCUGGGGAGGGAGGCCAGCGACUCCAGGGCCGGGGAUGAGGAUGCUGCUGGCGGGGCUGGGAAUGGGCUCCGCAGCAGAGCAAAGAAGAUGCAGGGGCGGACUGAAAAGAGGAGCGCAGCAUCCACAGCAGCCGAAGCGCCUGAGGCAGUCAUUGUCCUGCGCAGGACCAUCCCAGGCAAACUGUGGAGCCCUCUGCCCUCAGUUCCCAUGGAAAAGAAAGCCAAGGGGGCAGGGAACGCCAGCAGCCUCCUGCAGACAAAGGCCGCUCUUCCCAGGGGGUUUCAGCCGACCCAGUUAGCAGCUGCUCCGGGGCGGCCACUUGUCAACUCAACACACAGUGCAGCCGCUGUCAGGAAGCAAGGCACUCCACAACGGCACAGGCCGUUCACUCAGGGAGCCCAGGGAAGAAAGGAGGUCUUAUUCAAAGUUGGAUUAGUGGAUCAAGAUUCUUGGGCUGGAUUAAAGCAAGGAUUGCCAGAGGGAAGCAAACCCGAGGAACCUCAGGACAGCCACUGGGGGCUGCUGAGAGUGACAGACUUUCCAGGGAACAAGACCCAGGCGAGAGGAAACAUCCCAAAUGCAGCAAGGGGCUUGGAUGUACCUGGCAGCAGGGCAGCUGCUUCAGAGGGGAAAGAAGAGUCUACAAACUCAACAGGUCCAGAGAAGCUGUCCAAAGAGGAGGAUAUAAAAAUUGCCCAUGCAAAGAAAAUUCCUCUGGAAAAUCCAGUGGUCCUGAUUAGCAAGGAGAGAGCUCAAGUGGUCUUUCCAGGGACUCGCACUCUCCAAACGGAUGUCAAGGCAAACCUUACAAAGAGACUGAUGGAAACAAGUAUGCAGCCGGUUGAUGACAAAAGCAAAGAUAAAUGGAAAGUUAUUAUUAAUGUCACCAAAGUAGCUGAUCUUAAGGCCAUGACUCCGAAAGCACGUCUGGCUGAAGGAGCGGAGCUAGGGGAAAUGCAAAAAGUCACUUUAGUCACUUUGGGCCAAUUAAGGGAAACCAGUCAAAGUGAUGGUGUGGCUCAUUUCGCAGAAAAUACUCGACUGCACAAAGUGUUAGCCAUUGAUAGGGUACUUGUCCCAAGGGACCCCAGUGCACCGGGUCAAUUUGGGCGCCCUGCGGUGGUCCCAGGUGAGAAGCAAGAAGAGGCAAAAAGGAGAUGGAAUGAGGGGAACUUCAAUGUCUAUCUCAGUGACUUAAUCCCAGUAGACCGAGCCAUUGAGGACACAAGGCCCCCUGGAUGUUCUGAUCUUCUUGUUCACAAUGACCUCCCCACCACCAGCAUCAUCAUGUGCUUUGUUGAUGAAGUGUGGUCCACUCUCCUCCGCUCUGUUCAUAGUGUCCUCAAUCGAUCCCCUCCUCAAUUUAUUAAAGAAGUUAUUUUGGUGGAUGACUUCAGCACAAAAGCAUACCUCAAGGAUAAAUUAGACCAAUACAUGGCACAGUUUCCCAAAGUCCGGGUCCUCCAUCUCAAAGAAAGGCAUGGUUUAAUACGAGCUAGACUGGCUGGAGCGGAGAUGGCUAACGGUGACGUGCUAACAUUCUUAGAUUCUCACGUGGAGUGCAACGUAGGGUGGCUUGAGCCGCUACUGGACCGCAUCCGUUUAAACAGAAAGAAAGUUGUUUGUCCCGUUAUCGAAGUAAUCAGUGACAAAGACAUGAGCUACAUGACUGUGGACAGCUUUCAACGUGGUAUUUUUACAUGGCCAAUGAAUUUUGGGUGGAAGCCAAUUCCUCCAGAUGUCAUCAAGAAAAAUAAGAUGAAGGAAACCGAUAUCAUUAGGUGCCCUGUGAUGGCAGGUGGAUUAUUUUCUAUUGAUAAGAAAUUUUUUGAACUUGGGACAUAUGAUCCUGGCCUUGAUGUUUGGGGAGGAGAAAACAUGGAGAUCUCAUUCAAGGUUUGGAUGUGUGGAGGGGAAAUAGAAAUCAUCCCGUGUUCCAGAGUUGGCCACAUUUUCCGGAAUGAUAACCCUUACUCCUUCCCUAAAGACCGUGUUACCACAGUGGAGCGGAAUUUGGCCCGUGUUGCAGAGGUUUGGCUGGACGAAUACAAAGACCUCUUCUAUGGACAUGCCUACCACCUCAUCCUAAAAAAUCUGGAUGUUGGAAAUUUGACUCAGCAAAGAGAACUGAGGAAGCGGCUUCAAUGCAAAAGCUUCAAGUGGUAUCUGGAGAAUGUUUAUCCCGAUUUAGGGGCACCACUUGUUAAAGCCUCUGGACUGAUGAUUAAUAUAGCAUUGGCAAAGUGCAUCACUGUGGAUAAAUCCAAUCUGGUGUUUGAAACAUGUGAUCUUAAUAACAAGAACCAACAGUUCAACUACACUUGGCUGAGAUUGAUCCAGCAUGGCGACUUCUGUGUGGCACAAGCUGAUGCAAAAGGAACUCUGGGCCUGCACCCUUGCGAUAAAAGAAACAAUAGUCUGAAAUGGUUGCAUAAAUCUCUGGUCGCUUUUCAUCCAGAACUCAUGAAUCACAUUAUUUCAGAACACCUUCCGAGGACCACGUGUUUGGAAGCGGAUCAGUCUCAGAAAGUCCUGAGGGCCAAUGUUUGUUCCUCUUCCAAUCCUUAUCAGAAGUGGCAGUUUGGAAAUUAUUAUGCUGACUGAGGUGAAAGAUGAGCACACCAGACAUGGGGGUCGUUUUGUAAUCCAGCGAAUGACAGCUGUGCAACUUCUGAUAGCAAGUACAAAACUGGCAACUCACUUCCAUGCUACAACUGCAACCCAUCACAUUAAAAGAAGCAUAUGGAGAGCUCAGAAGAGGGAGCGAGAGCUCAGCUGGUUUAAUGUGACUUAACACAAGCCAGGCAUGUAACUUUAAGGGGUGCUUGGCACGAAUCCAGCAGGUGGGGGGAGUCAGAAUCGAGAAGUAUUUCCAAAGUACUUCCUUAAAAGACUUAUGGGGCUUAACUCCCAGAGAGUAAAGCAAAUGAAUCAAUGCAGCGGUGUUGACCUUUUAAAAACACAUUUUGGAAACUACUGUUUGCUAGGCAGUUUUCUCUCUCAGAAUAUCAGCCUAUUAGCAACCUCGUAGGCUUACGUAUGUAAAGCCUCCAUCCCAAAAUGCAUGGCUGAGCACAGGAGCUGGCAGCUGUCAAAGUGGUUUGAUUUUGUUUUCCAGCUGAGUGCCUCCUUUGGAGUCAUAGCAAAAGUCUGACUUGACUGUAGAAAGCAAAGGGUUGGAAAGGUUUCAUGAGGUGAGUAGGCAAAGCCCUAAUGCUGACAACCUUCAAGAAAGAAUGGAGAGAAGUGUAGGCCAACGUUUCUGGCUAGCAAGGAACAGAAAUACUGUCUUCAUGAGGGGUCAUGUAAACCUGUGUGGGCAGCAGCAAUAAAAGUUCUCAUUAUUGUGCUAAAACUCUUUGGUGAAAGAAUCACACAACCAUACCAUGUGGGAACCACUUUAAAACUCCCUAGUGAUUUUUUAACCACAUAAAGAGCCAGUUGUCUCUAGCUUUCAGCUGCACAGAGAACCAAGUAUUCUCACCCUGCAGCCACUUGGAAAUACAGGGACGUGGGGGAUAGCAUUAACACUUGGCUUACAACCUGGCUAUGGACAACCGACUCACUAUGCUGCUUGCCAGCCACCAGUGUUUGAAAGCAGCCCCUGCCUGGUACAUAGUAACAUGAUUCCACCAUUUAUCUUGAGGAGUUGAUUUCUCAAAACAUGAAUAUACAUACUUAAGGCAGAGUAAAGUGGAACCUUUCCAGAGUAAAAAAUAAAAGCACAAAGUCAGCAGCCCCACCUGGUAUAUCUGCUGUUCCCACUGACGAUGCAAAAUCAAUCCUAGGAAUGUUCAUUCUUUUCUUUUUUAAAGUGCUACCUAAUAGGAGUACUGUUUAAGAAUAGGAUCCAAUCAUCCUCCCUUCUCUGUAAUUUAAUCCUCAGGGGUGUGUGUGUCUGUGUGUGUGUGUAGAUAGAUAGAUAGAUAUACACAUACAUACAGUCUCUCUCUCUUUCUCUCUCUCUCUCUCUCUGGUUAAUAUGAGAUAUAAAAAAACAAUAGUCAUGAACCCGUGCUCUUUUCAAGGAUUCAGUAUGUGGGGCUGUUGGCUGUACCUUGGCUCUUUGUUGUUUGAGAAUGGCAACCCUAGUUAAGGAGCCUUUUUGUCAUUUUGCAGAACUGAGCCCUUUAGUUGCGAUUCUCAGACCAUUUUAUGUCAGACCAGUCCCCACAAAAGGACCACUGCAGAAUUGGUUUCUCCAAGGUUUGCACCUGCUGUAAUCUUCAGAAUCCGCAAAAGCAGUGAGACCACUAGAGUAACAGAUUUGAGAAUUCACAUAGGCAGAGCAUUAUAUUGCAUUUGUACUUCACAAGACAAACCCUAGGUGACAGCCAAGGUUUCAUCCUCCAUAAUGUUUACAGCCCAUUACAAGACUGCUUUGUGCCCAAGAGGGCCCCUGUAGAAUGCUACCAUCACAUCACGUAUCAACACUGACAAUGUUUGACAAGCCAAGCUUGCCAAAAUAUUGAUUUGCCUAACAGACUUCACAGUCAGCUUCAUUUCCAGCUGUCUAUCUGAUUCCCUUCCCCUCCCCCACCCUUCAUGUCUAGCUACCCUGCAGUCACUAUCUGAAAAAUUGCACAGAUGUCUGUGCACUCAUGUUUUUAUCAAUGGUAUGAAUUUCAAUACAUUCUGUGUGCUGACAUCCCAUCAUGUGUCACUGAGCAGGCACAGAAUGGCCAUAUGCCACGAUCAGCUUACAUCUCCCUCCCUGUCAUUUGCACUCUCGUUCUUCAUUUGUGUAGAUGUCCAUUCAGUGUUGGUAUCACUUAUGGGUUUUUUUAAGCAUCUUGUGUGUUUCCUGUGGGCUCUUGGCACAAGACACAUGACAGAAAUGGUCCCAAAAGAAUGUGCACCAGUGCCAUUCUUCCAUCUUGAUAUCCCUACACAGAAUAUCCAAAUGUCAUUUCCAGUUCAAACACAUAAAUGGGCAUGGCUUCAAAUAGUGUAACACCAUUUACCAGGAUACAAUACACCUUAUUUUUUCUGCAAACUCUUUUACUAACAGAAAUAUGUUUCCAGCUGUUUUUCAGUCAUGCUUAGCUUUGCAUGGUUGCAAAAAUCCAGGCAUGCAGUCACCACAAGUGACUUGUCUGGCAGGAACAUAGGGAGCUGCCUUAUACCGAGUCAGGCCAUUGGUCCAUCUAGCUCAGCAUUGUCUUCACAGACUGGCAGCAGCUUUUCCAAGGUUGUAGGCAGGAAUCUCUCUCAGCACUAUCUUGGAGAUGGCAGGAAGUGAACUUGGAACCUUCUGCAUGCAAGCAUACAGGUGCCCUUCCCAGAGUGGUCCCAUCCCCUGAGGGGAAUAUCUUACAGUACUCACACCUGUAGUUGCCCAUUCAAAUGCAAACCAGGAUGGACCCUGCUUAGCAAAUGGGACAAUUCAUGCUUGCUACCACAGGAGCACCUCCUCUCUGGUGAAGAAGGCAGGUCAGGGAUGUCUUCUCUUCCUGUGUGAAUUGCUGAAAGGAGGAGAAGAGACCAAAACACACCGGGAAGAACUGGUUCCCUCCCUCCCAAGUCUCCAUCUUCCUUUUCCUCUAAGCUAAACUUUGCAAAUGUUUGUGCACCCCCUCCUCGGAAACAUGCCAAAGCAAGUUGCCUUGUGUGUUCGCCUCAGCCCAGUCACCUUAGAUUCCUAACACCCAUUUAUUUGUGCUCAUGAAUGAAACUCAGAUUGAGGGGUGUGAUGUGAUCAUGGUGAGCUGGUAAUCAGAACUUUGCAUGCUCAUAAUGCAGUUCUCUUCUUUUGAAAGUGGACAAGAAUAAAUCCUUCCCCUCUGUGUGUUGUGACAUAGAAGUGAUUUGUGUCUUGGAAAACAUGAUGUCCCUAAGCCAGAGAUUCACAUGUGCAGCAAUGGCCUGUCCAGAUAGAUGCUUUGCAGUGCCUACUACCAAGAGAUGGCUAGUGCUGUCAGUUUCAGCAACACCACAAAUAGGUGUUGCUGUCACCUCCCCAAAGACUGUAUGUGAUCAUUUGCCAACACUGACAGCACUGAAUCUGCUCAGCCCCAAUCCACAUUGAAAUUAAAGGGAUUUAAAUUGAGGCCAAACAACAUGUUACGUCCAUCAUUAACUGAUAAGCUUAAUGGCAGCAGUAAUGCCAGAAGUAAUCUGGAAGUGUUGCUUUGAUUUUUAUUUCUAAAAAGCAGCUAUGGAUGUAGCCUGAUCUGUGGGGAGGGGAGAUGGGUUAACAGAUUUCAGCGGAACAUGGUCCUGUCUUCCUGCUGACAAUCAUCUCCCAAGUGGCUAUUAGUUGCAAGCAGCUGCUUCAGGAAGGAGGGGAAAUAGCACGGGUAGGGGGGAAUGCUAACAACCCCCUCCUGGGACACUUGGUCCUGAGCUAGAUCAGGGGCUCCCACAACUGCUUUUUACAGCAAAGAGGCACUUCUGAUUUACUUUCUCUAUUAAACCCAUUAAUUAGUGAAGUGCAUACAACAUAUAGCUUGUCCCUUAGUUGCAUCUAAUGCCCCACUGAUUUCAGUGUAACUUCAGCACAACUAGCACUCACUGGAUUAGCACCACAGUCCCCACUCCAGUGCCAAGAAUCACAGCCCAGAGUGUCAGAUGCAGUUAUCCACCACAGGAAUCAUGCGAUUGUGCACAGUAUCCUUUUGUGUGUGCAAUAGCUCCCAUUGCAGCACCCAGUUCCCCGUUCCAGGCAGAAAAAGGAUCAGGCAAGAAACCCACUUUUAUGCAUGCAUUGCACUAACUGCCUUGACAUGUGAGCCAAUCCUGAGAGGAAAAGAGUUCAUCCUUUGCUUGCUAGUAAGGAGCAUUCUGUUACUCAAUGUUUAGUGCUUGAACUGGAUUAAGGAGAUUACUCAGACACAGCAUUGUGUUGUGUUGUCCUCUUUCCUCUAUGGCUACAUGAUCUGCAAUGGAAUCAUGACCUAAACACUUAAGAAAACUUGAAUGUUACUUUAUGCCACUGAAGAAGCACAACUCAGGUCAAUUAUGGACUAAACUCUGACUCUUUGGCCACCUUCGGAUGUACCUUACACUGCUGGUCCAACGGACCUGCAGUUUGCCUCCCAGACCCCCAGCAGGAGACCACAAAGCGGACAGAACUGACUGUGUGGGCUUCCUCCAACACUGAAAAGAAAGCCGUUCCAGCCAAUAGAAUUUAAGGGGUGGGAGGUGCUUCCUCAACUCCGGUUUGGGCGGGUGUCCCAAACCAGAUGACACAUUGGAGCCUCUAGACCAUGCAUCCCCAAACUGCAGCCCUCCAGAUGUUGCUGAACUACA